Indicator indicator is the source of this 1805-nucleotide messenger RNA. RefSeq names its product ADP ribosylation factor like GTPase 14 effector protein (gene ARL14EP). The transcript has 4 exons. Bases 278 to 1060 code for a protein of 260 amino acids. The record is from RefSeq and is a predicted model, not a curated record. Gene Ontology annotation, cellular component: intracellular membrane-bounded organelle. NCBI's taxonomy places the organism in Eukaryota, Metazoa, Chordata, Aves, Piciformes, Indicatoridae.
GGUCAACAGACACAAACUUGGAACGCAGGAAGCACCAUCGGAACCUGAAAAACUUCAAAAGUGACAGAACACUGGAACAGGCUGCCCAGGAAGGUUGUGGAGUCUUUCUCUGGAGAAAUUCCAAACACAACUGGAUACAAUCCUGUGCAACCUGCUCUAGGCAAACCUGCUGUAGCAGGAGAGUUGGAAUAGGGUGAUCUUCAUAGAAACUACUAAAGACUUCAAAGAAUUCAUUUUUAGGCAAAAUAAGUGAAAUAAGUUGGUCUAAUAAAGUAAAAUGGAUCCUUGCUCAGUUGGAGUUCAGCUUCAAGCUCCCAAUGAAUGCCAUAAGACCUAUUAUACCCGUCACACUGGCUUCAAGACUAAGCAAGAUGUAUCUUCAUCUGAUCUACUGUUACUUCAGCUUAGGACUGGAAUAGCCCUUUCAGAGAACGAUACAAUCUGCUUCCACCAUGCAAAAAUUUACAUUGAAAGAUUCGAAGACUUACAAAAAUCAUGUUGUGAUCCCUUUAACAUACACAGAAAACUAUCAAAGAAAAGCUUACGAGCAAUUGACUUAGAUGAUGCAACUUUUCUAAGUGCCAAGUUUGGAAGACAGUUUGUACCUGGUUGGAAGCUUUGUCCCAAAUGUAUGCAGAUAAUAAACGGGAGCACAGAUGUUGAAUCCGAAGAGCGCCAAAGAAGAAAACUUGAUUCAGACGGGCGUACAGCUAAGGCUUUAAAGUCUCUACAGUUUGCUAAUCCAGGACGACAGACUGAAUUCACUCCUGAGACCAGUAAGAGGGAGAAAAGAAGGCUGCAAACAAAAAGUGCAGCAUUUAAUUCAGACAGGCAAGUUAUACCAGCCAAGAGUAAAGUCUACGAUAGCCAGGGACUGCUGCUUUAUAGUGGGAUGGACCUCUGUGAUUGUCUUGAUGAAGACUGCCUGGGAUGUUUCUAUGCUUGCCCCAAGUGUGGCUCCAACAAGUGCGGAGCCGAAUGUCGCUGUGACCGCAAAUGGCUCUAUGAGCAAAUUGAGAUAGAAGGAGGAGAAAUAAUUAAAAAUAAGCAUGUUGGUUAGCAUAUAUCCACCUUAUUCCAUGCUUUGUUGUAAACGCAGCACUUUCCUUUAGUGGUUUCAUGAAAGCCACUGGAAUUUAUCACAAUGCACAUGAUUAGUGUGCUCACUUCUGCAUUCGCUUUCAUUAUGGAAAUUGUAAUCACUGUCUUUUCACACUUCAUUCUACCUUAUACUCAGUCUUGUUAAUCAUCCAAGUAAGUUCUCAGUCUUUGUUUGUAUUUAAGUAUAAGGUGCUGAAUAUUCAUGUGUAUCCUGAGCCACUUGCAUUUCAUAUGAUGUUUUAGUGAUUGUACCAUCUUCAUGUAUCCCUCCUCUUUCCUUCUCUGGUUCAGGAUCUUGUGGUUUUGAAUCUGUCAUAUGAAACACUGGAAAAAUUCUCAGUGAAUUUACAUGCAGUAUUAGUAAAGCUCUCUCAGUAUUAAUAAAGAGUGCUGUACCUUUCAUAGAUUGUUCCUGCUGCAUCUGAAAAAUUCAAUCCUCUAUGCUUAAAAUGACUUCAAAGACAUGUAGGAUUUGAGAUCAAGUUGUCCCUAUGAAUUGAAGCCUCACUGUUAAAGUGAUACUAAAUUGUCAAGGGGCUGAAAAACACAUGAAAGUAUUUAGUUACAGUAUUGGUUUGUUAGUUUCUGUCUAACAGCUGGAAUAAUUUUCCUGUAUUUGGACUGGAACUUCAACAGCCUUCUCAUCAUCAUUUUACUUGGUUUUAAGGUAAAUAUUUACAUGCAGCUGAAACAAAUUUGAAUGA